Trachymyrmex cornetzi is the source of this 2884-nucleotide messenger RNA. RefSeq names its product protein SHQ1 homolog. Gene Ontology annotation, biological process: box H/ACA snoRNP assembly. The coding region runs from base 371 to 1879 and encodes 502 amino acids. The transcript has 9 exons. The record is from RefSeq and is a predicted model, not a curated record. NCBI's taxonomy places the organism in Eukaryota, Metazoa, Arthropoda, Insecta, Hymenoptera, Formicidae. Gene Ontology annotation, cellular component: cytoplasm; nucleoplasm.
GCUUUGUCAACUUGAACGCGCCCAUUAUUCAUUGCUUCCUGUUGCUCUCUGACGGGCUGACGUCGAUUUGAUCUGUCUAGUCGGUUCGGCUGGUUUCGUGUUCGUCGCGUUGCUAGUAUUGGUUUCGACUUUAGGCAACUUCAAAUACGUGUUCGAAAGGAUCGAAAUUGAGCAAGUAGAAACCUUGCUGGACGAGUCGUGCCAAAAAAUUUAUUCUUCGAUAAAGCCUUGUGUUCUUCCUGUUGCGCAUCAUUGCACAUUGAUUUGCAAUCGUCGCUUGUCCAGCUAUAUUUGCUCGCACGUUGUGCAAGACAGAUAUAUUCAAAUAUAAAUAGUUUCGCAAUAUUCUGAGAGGACAAACUGUAGCGAGAUGUUGACUCCACGUUUCGGGAUCACGCAAACCGACGAGGAUGUGACGAUAGUUAUCCAUGCGCCAUAUGCGAAUAUAAAGGAUGCGGAGAUGCACGCUGACGGAGUAGACUUCCUAUUUUACUCCACUCCGUAUUUUCUCAAAUUACAACUUCCAGGUAAGAUAAAAGACAAUGAUUCAUUCUCUGGGACCUACAACUGCGAAAAGGGUGACUUUACCUUAAGUUUCUCCAAGGUAAAUAAGGGAGAACACUUUAAGAAUUUGGAAAUGAUAACAAGUCUUCUGGCACCAAAAAAGAAAAGAACUGUCAUACCUAACAUUGAAGUCAUCGGUAAUCCAUCUGUGGCUUUAGCCGAUAUGAGUGAAAACGAUGUAGAUAAUUCUGGAAAUAAUUCUUUUCCACCUCAGGAUAAUUCUGUAGGAGGUGCGACAAAUCUUAUAAACUCUCCAAAAUAUGGUUUUGCUAAUAAAAUAUCAGGAGCUUUAGCUGCCUUUGGGGACGUAUGGAUCAAAGAAAUAAUAGAUCUUCCUGCUCCUGAUGUAACUCCUGAAGUAGAAAGAAAAAGUUUGCGGGAACAGCGUGAAUUAAAAGAUUUCUCCGAGGAACAUUAUAUGGCAGAUCUCAUGGAAUCAGACGUCAUUAAGCCAUGCUUAAUAUACCAAGCAGAAUGGGACACUUUACAAACAGAUCAAAUUGCAUUUAGCAAAGCUGAAAUCGACUUGUUAAAGGAACUUCCAAACAAAGAAUAUUUAUUAAAUGUUAACGAGUUAGAAAAAUUAUGUUUUAAUCUUGUCGAUAUCUUGUACGCCAGUUGUUAUAAUCAUCGAACAACAUUCGGAGAAAAUAAUUCAGAGAGUGGCUGGACCAUUAAUAAACUAAGUUCUACAUUAUGUUGGUUUCAGAAUUUUACUUCUCCAAAUGAAGUUACAACAGCGUGUAUUCGAAGAGCGCUUUGCUAUCCACUUCACAGAAAUUGGGAACUUUCUAUUAAAGUAUUGGAAGAUGUUAAAAAAGUUCUAUCAUUAGGAAGGAAAUAUGUUAUUAAACGCUUCUGUGAAAUACACAGUCUUUUCAAUGAUUCAUUUGAACCGAGAUACAUACUGAACCAAUUGUAUAUAAAGGAUUUUCUAAUUUGGUUGCAAACGUUAACUGAUCCCGUAAUAGAAUCGAUUCAUGCUGUAUUACUUAAUAUUCAUCCAAACAAAGAUAGUAUGGGACUAGAAUUAGUGGAACUGGAAAUAGCAGCUUAUUCUGUCCAAGAAGAUUUUGUUAUAGAAAACGCCAUUCACAAAAUGACCAACAAUAUUGAAGCAUUGUCUAUGAACGUGGACAAACAGAAAAUGCCAAAGAAUGUAUACCAUGUUAACCAAAAAUUUUUUAAGUGUUUAUUAUCGAGCAGUUCAAGUUCAACGGAUAGCAGCGAUACGGACUCUGAUAGCAACACGUCAAGCAGCAGUAGUAGCAGCAGCAGUUUCGAUUCUGAUGAUAUAGAUGGCGAGCCUAAAUAAUCAAGAAGAAACGGGUGGACUUGGAAAAAGGUGCUUUUAUUGUUGAUUUUAUUAUUGAUUGGUAUACUUCUGUACUUUGAUUUGCCGAUUACAGCUAUGGUCAUGAAAAUUACUGACAAGGUCAUUUUGACGCUCAUUUGCCGCGCAAUCUGGAUAGGCGUCCCCGUGUUUUGGAGCACACGAUUUCAACGCGUAAUCAGUCCCUCCGCAACUUCCUUUCUGCUUAAGAGCGCUCAAAUUCGACGCGAACCUUUCCUCUUGCUUAACAGCUCACAAAAUUCACGCAAAGAGUCCACCCCAUCUCCCUCCCUGCGUAGGAGCGUACGACUUUCACGCAAAGCGACUCCCACCUCAUCUACCCCUCUGCUUAGGGGUAAACGACUUCCACGCGAAGCGACUCCCACCACACCUCCCUCCCUGCUUAGGAGCGUACGACUUCCACGCGAAGCGACUCCUACUUCAUCUACCCCCCUACUUAAGAGCACACGACUUCCACGCGAAGCAACUCCCACCACACCUCCUUCCCUGCUUAGGAGCGCACGACUUCCACGCGAAGCGACUCCCACUCCAUCUACCCCUCUGCUUAGGGGCACACGAUUUCUAUACAAAGCUACUUCUACCUCAUCUCCCUCCCAGCUUAGAGGUGCACGACUUCCAUGUGAAGCGACUUCCACCUCACCUUUCCACUCUGGCGAGAGGCGCACGAUUUCCCACGCGAAACGCGCGAAAAAAAGUGAAAAAAAUCGUCUUUUGAUUAUUUGAAAAUGACCUUGUCGAUAGUUUUCAUUAUCAUGUUCGUAAUCAGGGUAUAAAAAUACAGUAAUAUGUCAAUCGAUAAGAAAAUCGGAAGGUUCACCUUUCGGAAGUCUAUCCGAAAAAACUGAUAGUUCUAAUGAAUAAUUAUUCACUUGUUACAUGACGUGCAGUAAUGUGAUGAAUUAAACAUCGGUUUCUUCAUAACCGGCAUAAAUCAUAUAAUUUUUCAACUAACUACUUAAAAUAUAG